AUGUUUUCUCAGCUACCUCAGCUUCAGUCUUCUCAAACCGACGCCGGCUCGUCUGAUCUAAUCUGGGCCGGCGCCGGGACUGGUCAGUCUUUCAUGACGAUCGGUCCGAACGACAGAGGCGAUGGCAACGGUAACAGUAACGGUAGCGGCGCCGGCUCAUCGACACCGUCUGUCUCCAACACUCGCUCAAGACCCUGUGACACAUGCCGUGUGAGAAAGACACGCUGUGUAAAAGAAGAGGGUCAGUCAAGAUGUGUUCUGUGUACCUUUCACAGCCAACCUUGUACAUUCUUGCGCGGUCCAACGCCUCGUCAAAGAAGACAUAAUCGAGAAAGAGAUCGAGAGAAACAGAAUGAGCCUCGUGAUGGAGUCGAUGAAAAUAACGCUACGACAUCGCCUCCAUCUGGAGGAGCAGAGAUGGGAGUCUCUCCCUCGAGCCGGCAUGGUGAUACUGGUUCCACUCCAGCAAGUGCAGACAACAAUCCGCAAAUAGCUCAAAUGCAACAAGCGAUGGGGUUUGAAAACAACAUUGCUGAAUCGACUCGCCCUGGUAUUCUUAGCAACACUCUUGGCCUAGAUUUGAAAACCCAUGCCGAGUACAUCGGGUCUACCGACUAUCGUGAUCCAAUCCUGCUUGGUUUGCACCCUCCGAAUCUUGCAAGCCAGGAACCUUCACCGUUUCCUGCAUCUUCCACUUUCGCUCGACACUUGGACUAUCAGACUGUUUUUCUCGUUCAUCCUGAUGAGUCUACUGCGUCCGAGAAGUUGCGUAUUGCAGACCUCGAUGCUAUCGAAGCGACUGUUCAUCCACUCGGUCGCACGUUAGUCGACCUCUACUUCCGAAUAGUUCACCCAAGUUUUCCCAUCUUACACAAAGAUGUAUUUAUAAGCAAGCAUCGCUUAUCUCAUCGACACUUUGCACCUUCUCUACUGGCUGCUGUCUAUCUGAUAGCUCUUGACUGGCAGAUUUAUGACAGUUCGCUCGCUGGUCGUGAGGUCGAGUCAAUACCAGACCCAACAGCUCUUGAGGCGUUGGCUGAGCGUACUAUUGCCCAGGACAUGCGAAGACCCAAACUCAGUACACUGGAAGCUGGGUUACUGUUACUUCAACGAAACCGACGUGUCGUUGACUCUAGGUCUCAUACCCAUCCUACGUCUAAUCGGAUAUUCACAGCCCAGAUUGUCGCCAUGGCUCAGGAUUUAGGUAUCCAUAUCGACUGCAGUAACUGGUCAAUUCCAUCGUGGGAAGUCGGCCUUCGAAGGAGGCUGGCCUGGGCAUUAUAUAUGCAAGAUCGCUGGGGCGCCUGCAUCCACGGACGGCCAUUUCUUAUCCAUGACAGCGAUUGGGACGUCCAGCCAUGUACUGCGCCAGAUUAUCCUGAGCUUGACCAGUUUGAUCUCGAAACCAAUCCCGAGCAUAACUCACCGGUUGUCGUUGGGUGGGAAUUAUUCACACGCCAUAUCGAGUUGACUCAGAUUUUGAGCGAUGUGAUCAACACAUUCUACGGGGCUAAAGCUACUCGUGCUGGUGGGACAUUGGACCAAAUGGGAGUUGUUGCUGCUGUUGAACUGGCAAAACCCUUGGUGCUUCGUCUUAGGGAAUGGCACGCCAAUCUACCGGCCAGACUUCAAUUGCAGAGCAACCAGCUCAGAGAGCUGUGUGCUAAUGGGGCUCUUCAUCUUGCUCAUGUAGCCAUUGAGAUUGCUCUACGUCGGGCUCUAGUACGAAUCACAACACCGGAUACACCUACGUCUUUACAUGAACUAUUAAGAUCAACUGCCCGAGCCAAGCUACAAUCGGCCAUUGAGCUGCUUGGAUCCCUACGUCCUGAGCAUACUGCUGCUUUCUGGGGCAGCGCUGCAGCAUACCAAGCAGCUCAGAUCGGGUCAUUGGCAGGGUUACUAUGGGCAACCACAGACUCAUUUGAGGAGAUGGCAUGGUGUUCUUCUCGAGUAGAUGAACUCAGAUGGGCUUUGAGAGUUCGUGGUGCAGCGACUCCAUUUGCCAGAGAGGCUUUGCGACUUCUAGAGCGUGACAUUGGUGGUCUCGGCAUGGUCCAGACGGCGACAGAAGGUUCUACAUAA
This is a messenger RNA of Fusarium pseudograminearum CS3096, 2085 nucleotides long. RefSeq lists its product as uncharacterized. NCBI's taxonomy places the organism in Eukaryota, Fungi, Ascomycota, Sordariomycetes, Hypocreales, Nectriaceae. The transcript has a single exon. Gene Ontology annotation, molecular function: DNA binding; zinc ion binding; DNA-binding transcription factor activity, RNA polymerase II-specific. Bases 1 to 2085 code for a protein of 694 amino acids. Gene Ontology annotation, biological process: DNA-templated transcription. The record is from RefSeq and is a predicted model, not a curated record. Gene Ontology annotation, cellular component: nucleus.